GCCUCGCCGCCUGUGUUGGGGGAGAAGCCAGCGGGAACCCAGACCCCGAGGAGCCCCUAGUUCCCCACCCCACCCCAGCCCCGUCUGGCCUGGCCCUGCCCGGUCCCCCAGCGCUAUGGAGUUCCUCUGGGCUCCUCUCUUGGGUCUCUGCUGCAGUCUGGCCGCUGCUGACCGACACACCGUCUUCUGGAACAGUUCAAAUCCCAAGUUCCGGGAUGAGGAGUACACAGUGCACGUGAGGCUGAACGACUACCUGGACAUUGUCUGCCCGCACUAUGAGGAUGAGUCCGUGCCCGAUGCUGCCAUGGAGCAGUAUACCCUGUACCUGGUGGAACAUCAGGAGUACCAGAUUUGCCAGCCCCAGUCCAAGGACCAGGUCCGUUGGCAGUGCAACCACCCCAAUGCCAGGCAUGGUCCAGAGAAGCUGUCUGAGAAGUUCCAGCGCUUCACGCCUUUCACCCUGGGCAAAGAGUUCAAAGAAGGCCACAGCUACUACUACAUCUCCAAACCCAUCUACCAUCAAGAAAACCAGUGCUUGAAGUUGAGGGUGACUGUCGAUGGCAAAAUCACUCACAGUCCCCAGACUCAUGCAGAUCCACAAGAGAAGAGGCUCUCAGCAGAUGACCCUGAGGUGCGGGUUCUACACAGCGUCGGGCACAGUGCCGCGCCCCGCCUCUUCCCGCUGGCCUGGGCUGUGCUGCUCCUGCCCCUGCUGCUGCUGCAGACCCAGUGAGAAUGACUGCGCCCCUGAGCCUGACUCGAGGAUCCAGGAUCGAGGAUCGAGGAUCGGAGCUGGGCUGAGGGGUGGGGCGGGCACCCGUCGUGCGCCCUGUCCCGAGGCCCCCUCCCAGGGAACUCCUUCUCCGUGCACAAGCUGCCAGCCGCCACCCAGCAGCCUCAGAACGGGGGUCGUGACUAGGGGUUUUCCACCCAAAGGAGUUCCACCAGCCUGACCGUGCCCUUCCUGCCUCCACUUCAGAGGGAUGGAGAAAGAAGUGGGGAAGGUCCUUUCCCUGCCUUUUAAGCCAAAGAAACAAGCCCUGCAGCCCUGGCCCUUUGAGAUGGCCCAGCGGGAGCUAAGCUGGAAGAGCCUGAGGCCGUGCUAAUGGACAGCAGCGGACUUGGCAAAGACGCCCUUCCGAGGAGACAGCCAAGAUACCCAGAUGAACUGACCGAAGGAAAAGCUCGAGACGGCUUCCUGAGUGGGGGCCAGGUACGGGGGGUGGCCGUGCGCUUGCGCUGACCCGGCAUCUCCACCAGACUUCCAUCUGUGAAGCGGCCAAAGAGGUUUGUAGCACUGCAGCCUCCCUCUCCCAGGGCUGCACUUCCUGGAGCUGUGCCAGCAGGGGGCUGUGCCAACCUGAUCUUAAGAGUAUAGCUGUUAAGGGCAGUGCCCUGUGUGUACAGUCCGCCUAGAAUGUAGCUAAAGGGCAGGGCCCAUGUGUACAGUACCUGUAUAUAAACUUUGCCAUGUGUCUGCUGAUUUAUACAACUGGAGUUUUUGUUUUGUUUUGUUUUUUUUUAUACAGUGUUAUUUGUCUCUUAAUAAAGCAGUUUGUUUUUUGGA
Molecule: messenger RNA, 1567 nt
Organism: Jaculus jaculus (lesser Egyptian jerboa)
Lineage: Eukaryota; Metazoa; Chordata; Mammalia; Rodentia; Dipodidae
Gene: Efna1
Product: ephrin A1
Exons: 5
Coding region: 116-733 (205 amino acids)
Biological process (GO): axon guidance; ephrin receptor signaling pathway
Cellular component (GO): plasma membrane
Molecular function (GO): ephrin receptor binding
Source: RefSeq, a predicted model, not a curated record